AUGUGGGAUUAUUUUCAGGUCUCGGAGGAGGAGGAGGAGGCUGCUGCUGCUGUAUGCCAUUCGGUGAUAUCACCGGAUCCGAAUUUACGGAUUGAUGAAGUUGGUGUACCAGUCCAAGUGGCACUCACAUUGACUUAUCCUGAAAUUGUUAAUGAGCACAACAUCGAACACAUGAAAAAGCUCAUACUUUCGGGACCUAACACUCAUCCUGGUGCGAACUACAUCAUCGAUCGUCUUUCGGGAACAAAACGACUACUCAAGUUAGUUCCCUUUUUUUCUUGA
Cooperia oncophora is the source of this 282-nucleotide messenger RNA. Lineage: Eukaryota; Metazoa; Nematoda; Chromadorea; Rhabditida; Trichostrongylidae. The record is from the annotation of a GenBank genome assembly.